Messenger RNA from Pseudogymnoascus destructans, 1671 nucleotides. It is a transcript of the gene REX4, whose product is annotated as 3'-5' exonuclease. The transcript has a single exon. Gene Ontology annotation, molecular function: 3'-5' exonuclease activity; nucleic acid binding. The record is from RefSeq and is a predicted model, not a curated record. Lineage: Eukaryota; Fungi; Ascomycota; Leotiomycetes; Thelebolales; Thelebolaceae. The coding region runs from base 1 to 1038 and encodes 345 amino acids. Gene Ontology annotation, cellular component: nucleus. Gene Ontology annotation, biological process: rRNA processing; ribosomal large subunit assembly.
AUGUUUUCAGAGCAACCUUACUGCACGCCGCCGACUGGGAAACUUAUACUACAACCUAUUACCCAAAUCAGGUUUGCGAAAGAAACGGAGUUUACGAGAAUGGCACCUGAACUGUCUUCGAAUUGGAAAUUUCUUCAAGCAAAGUUGAAACAGGAUCCGACGAAUGAAAAAAAGUUAAAGGCACCGCCAACGCAAAGGCAACUAAACACCACUGCGAAGCGCAGGCGACAGGAAGCGAAGCAGUUACUUGGUGGUGCGCCGAGUUUGCCCAGGCCAGCUACGAAGCGGAACAGGAUGAGCAUUAAUGGCCAGCCUCCUACGGCAUCGCUUGCACUAUGGGCAGAAGAUAAUGAAAUCUCGGCAAAAGAUCUUGCUGCGGCUUAUGGAGAUGGCGUGAAGAAUGGCAUUAUGUAUGGCGCAGAAGAAGACAAGGUUAACGAGGGCCUGGGAGAAGAUGUGGAAAUUGGACAGUAUGUGGCCAUGGACUGCGAAAUGGUCGGUGUAGGAGGGGAAGAAGAUCGAUCAGUUCUCGCCCGAGUCAGUAUUGUCAACUACAAUGGUGCACAAGUCUACGACUCUUUUGUGCGCCCAAAGGAGUUUGUUACAGACUGGAGGACGAAAGUGAGUGGGGUCAGCCCAAAUAACAUGCCAACGGCGAGAUCAUUUGAAGUUGUCCAGGCAAGCGUCGCCGAGAUUCUCAAAGAUAAUGUCCUCGUAGGACAUGCCAUCAAGAAUGACCUGGAUGUUCUGAUGAUAGGCCACCCCAAAAAAGAUAUCCGGGAUACGUCGAGGUUCAUCGGCUUCAGAAAAUAUGCCUCCGGAAGGACGCCGAGUUUAAAAAAACUGGCCAUCGAAGUCCUAGGCGUUCAGAUACAGAGUGGAGCGCAUUCCAGUGUUGAGGAUGCCCGCGCAACCAUGCUCUUAUUCCGAAGGUUCAAACAGCAAUUCGACCUUGAGCACGCAAAGCGAUUUCCACAACGGGUAAGGGUCGAGGGGAGGGGGGCAAAAUCGGGAAAGAAAGGCAAGGGGAAGAAGUGAAGUGAUAGGGUUUUGAGUAUUAGUACUCCGGUCUGCUUGACAGUUCUGGGCUAUGGCAAUAUUGCGGCUUCAUUUCUGCGACUAGCCACAGGAAUAGUCUCAUACCUGGGCAUCGCCAAGAGACGACAAACCCUCACAUAUCCGGACGCACGUACGUUAUGGCGUGCUACCAAAGCGCUAAAGCCUUUGGUCAACGGUGACCUUGCUCACUCACGGCCACUCCCAGAAACUGCCCCGCCUAUCCAACAGGUGAUGUGGUUGUGUAUGACGACUACCUUAACACAAAGCCACUUUGCGACUUUUGUCUCACCGUCUAUGGAUUCUCACCAUCCUGCCGCCCAUACCAACUUGCUCCGUUAUAAACUGCGCAUGCCUGCGGCUUCAACAGUAUAGAGCCUCGAUAGCUCCAACAUGGUGGGGACCAUUUGUAUGUACUGGACGGUGUUCACCAAGUUGAUGAAUACUCGGGAGACACAAACCGAAAGUAUGUAACAUACGCGUGCUACGUUCGGUUCCGACGAUACUAUGUAUUUGGAGUGUACUGGUGACUGACUACUAGGCAAGCGUUCAUAGAAACUAUGCUUGUAAAUAAGACUUUAUGAUCAAUGACCUUAUGACGAGCCAUUUUGGAGC